CCUCUGGCAUACUAGUUCGUUAUUUUCUCUCCGCGAGUUUCAGAGAGAAAAAUCGACAGCGACGCCGUCGUCAGACCUCCGUGAUCUCGACCACACUCACUGUUAAAGAGGGAGAAGAGCAAUGAGAAGAGCAAUUUCAAUCUCAAUGGUUCCAUUUCGAGGGCUUGUUCGCGGUCCAUCAUCUUCCAAGUACUACAGCUUCAAUGCGCUUCGCUCUUACUGCGAAUCUCCAACCUAUCUUUCUCAACCAAAACCUCCAGGACCACUUUCGCAAUAUAGGAAUCUAAUUGAGCAAGGAAAAUUGCAAUACGAUGCGAAUCAGGAAAGGGUUGCUUCGGAGCUUGACAAGUUGUUUGGGAGGUUGGAGCAGUAUGAGAAAGAAAUGGAGGAAUAUCAUGAAAACCUAGCCAAGUGGGAAGAGAAGAGAGAAAGCGAGAGGCGCAAGCUUUUAGUGGGGGAAGCUGAGCUGCAGCAGAACCAGGACGUAUGGUCAUCAGUAAGCAAGCGUCGUGCAAAACUUGUUGAGAGAUUGAUGUUCAGGAAAAAAGCUGGAAGUUUGGAACCCGGAGUGGGAAAAUGGGUUUCAUACCUUAACCGAGAGAAGAAGUUGGAUUCACUUGUUGGUCCUCGUCCAACUGCUCCUGCGGCGCCUAAAGGAUUGUAUAUAUAUGGCAAUGUUGGAAGUGGAAAGACAAUGCUUAUGGAUAUGUUUUAUGGUGCCACUGAAGGAAUUGUUAAACAUCGAAGAAGGUAUCACUUUCAUGAGGCUAUGCUUAAAAUUAAUGAAGAAAUGCAUAAGAUAUGGAAAAAUCAAGUGGAGGAAAAGCCUUUGCAAUCGAGCAUUUCUAAUUGGAUUAUGAAUCUUCCCCUUGAUACAAAAAUUAAGGAGUGGUUAGCUGCAGAAGAAAAAUAUAAACAAGAGGUUCAGAUGAAAAACAUUCUUCCAGCUGUAGCAGAUAAGCUCCUCAUAGACUGGAAGUUUGAUAAAAAAGGAGCUAGCAUUCUCUGUUUUGAUGAAAUACAGACUGUUGAUGUAUUUGCUAUUGUGGCCUUAUCUGGAAUUGUAAGCAGAUUGUUAAGUACUGGAACUGUUCUUGUAGCCACCAGCAAUCGAGCACCAAAUGACUUAAACCAGGAUGGUAUGCAGCGGGAAAUUUUUGAAAAGUUUCUUGCGAAAUUGGAUAAGCACUGUGAGAGUGUUUUAAUUGGAAGUGAGAUUGAUUACCGCCGUCUAAUAGCAGAAAGAUCUAUAAACCAGGUUCACUACUUCUCUCCUUUACAUAGCAUUGCCAUUGAGAACUUUGAGAAAAUGUGGCAUGACGUGACAGAACAAGUGGGAGGACAAAUAACCUCUAGUGUUCUUCCAGUGAUGUUUGGGCGAACUUUGGAGGUUCCUGAAAGCUGCAAUGGAGUGGCUCGGUUCACUUUCGAGUAUCUAUGUGGUCGUCCGGUAGGUGCAGCAGAUUAUAUUGCAGUAGCAGAAAACUACCAUACUCUCUUCAUAUCUGGUAUUCCAAUGAUGAGCAUGCGAAUUCGUGACAAGGCACGGAGGUUUAUCACUCUCAUUGAUGAGUUGUACAAUCAUCAUUGCCGCCUAUUUUGUUCUGCAGCUUCUUCAAUUGAUGAAUUGUUUCAAGGAACUGAGGAGGGUACACUAUUUGAUUUGGAGAGUUUCCAAUUUGAGACAGAGACAGAAGGUUCAAAGCUUCGUCGAGAUGUUUUGGUGAAAGGGAAUGUGGGAUCUGGAGGUGCCCCAACCGGCAUAAAAUCUAUGUUAUCUGGUCAAGAAGAGAUGUUUGCUUUCCGUCGGGCAGUAUCCCGCCUGAUUGAAAUGCAGACACCUUUAUAUCUGGAGGGAGUACGUCUCCUUCAUCCUUAUUUCCGGAGACAAUGCCAAGAAUUUCAUAGCUUACAAUCUCAAUCAUCAUUCUGAGCAUAAUUAGUGAGCACUACGUACUAUUCCCCUGUUAUAUAAUUAUAAUUUACAAUUACACCAUAGAAUUGAUUCUUUAUUCCCUUUUAAGGACAAUUAAUUUGCAUAAAAGCCAACCAAUUGUAGGGGCAGUACGAGGAUUCAAGAUAAUUUGGUUUUCAUGCUUCAGCUUUUACUUGGUAAAAAUAGCGCCAUAGCUGGGCUUGGAUAGUACUACUAGUAUUAUAUAUACAUUUUGUUUAUUAUGUACACCAGAUAAUUUUUGCUUUUUAAUAAGAUACUAAAGUUUUUAUUUGUUGAUCAAAUUAUGAUAUUAAUGAGGAAGCAUAUGUAGAGGUUUAUAUAGUUGUUA
Messenger RNA from Ziziphus jujuba (common jujube), 2285 nucleotides. RefSeq lists its product as uncharacterized. The transcript is spliced from 14 exons. Gene Ontology annotation, molecular function: ATP binding; ATP hydrolysis activity. Gene Ontology annotation, cellular component: mitochondrion; cytoplasm. Bases 122 to 1933 code for a protein of 603 amino acids. The record is from RefSeq and is a predicted model, not a curated record. Lineage: Eukaryota; Viridiplantae; Streptophyta; Magnoliopsida; Rosales; Rhamnaceae.